GGCAGUGUGUCCAUUUCCCUUUCUCCCUCCAGCAUCCGAGGCCCCAACUCGGAAGAGCCACGCCAAUGUCCGACUCAGUCACUCAGUGAACUGUCUCGUACUCUCGUGUCUCCCCUUCUCGGCUUCUCCCAAUUCUUUAUGUUUCGGUUUCGUUGAAAUCCAGCCAUUAACUUCCCCAAUCCCCAAAAACCGUACAGACCCUUCUUCUUCUUCUUCUCCUUCCUUCCUUCCUUCACUCACUCCCAUAAAUCCCGAUCUUCACUCCAUUCACAGAUCCCCCUUUCUUUCGCUCUCUCUGUCUCCCAUCCCAUAGUCCCAUGUCAGCUCCUUCAACUCCCACUCCCCGCUAGCUAAAAUCCCCAAUAAACCUCCCAUGGCGGUUCCAACUAUCCGACCCCAAUUCCUCUGCUUCUUCCUCUUCCUCGCCGUCACAGCCGUUCACUCCCGAUUCCUCUCCUCCUCCACCGAAAACCCUUCUUCCGAUCCGGUCUCCGAUGGCGUUCACGACGGCGGCUGGAACCAGACAAGCCCGUACUAUCACCUCCUGCUCAAGUCAGAGGAGCCGGUGGUGACGGAGUCCUGCGAGCAAUCCUAUGGCUUCAUGCCCUGCACGACCACAGCCCUAGGCAACUUCUUCUUGAUUAUCGUCUAUGGCUACCUCAUGUUCCUCGCUGCAACUUACUUGUCAAACGGUAGUGAGCUCUUGCUCGAGAUUCUGGGGCCUGGGAUUGUCGGGGGUCUGUUCCUCCCUGCUCUCGGUGCCCUCCCCGAUGCUAUGCUCAUCAUGGUGUCUGGGCUUUCUGGGAGUGUUGAGACUGCUCAGAGUCAAGUCUCCGUUGGGAUGGGGUUGCUGGCUGGUUCGACUGUCAUGCUGCUUACUUUGAUCUGGGGGACCUGCAUUCUUGUUGGCAAAUGUGAUAUCAGGGAGUCGGAUUCCAUCGCCAUUGAUGGCCAGGACACCAAAGGGAUGCACUUAACUGCUAGUGGUGUCAGUACUGAUAUCUGGACUUGCUAUGCUGCCAGAAUAAUGGCUAUAUCAGUUAUUCCAUUCGUUAUCGUUCAGUUCCCACAAAUGAUUCAUUCAACAGCUGGGAGACAGGUGGCGGUCUUGAUUGGACUUGUUGUAUCUGUUUCGAUGCUCAUUUCAUAUUGUCUCUACCAGGUUUUCCAGCCUUGGGUUCAGAGAAGAAGGCUUGCUUUUGCAAAGCACAAACAUGUGAUAUCUGGGAUUUUGAAGCAUUUGAAACAACGGUCCCUGGGAAGGCUUCUGGACGAUGAUGGUGAACCUGACAGAGAAGUCAUAAGAAAGUUGUUCGGAACAAUCGAUCAAGAUAAAGAUAAUUAUGUCUCAGCGGCCGAACUGAAAGCAUUGAUCAUAGGAAUUACCUUCGAAGAGAUAAAUUUUGAUAGGGAUGAUGCUGUGGCUAAAGUAAUGAGCGACUUUGAUUCGUCACUUGAUGCGAAGAUCGACGAGAAUGAGUUUGUUCACGGGAUAACCAAGUGGCUUAAUGAGGCAAAGCGAGCAGGAUCUGGUACUGCUCCUGAUGCUGGUCCUAGGACAAUGAAGUUCAUAAACGAUUAUCACAUGCAAACAAAAAGAGAGCAUACUUUGCUGGGAGCAGAACAAGAAACCGAGCAGAGUGACGAGGUCAUCGAAGAAGUCGAGAAUCCAAGGUGGAUCUCAUUUAAGGCGGUGUUAAUGUUGAUGCUGGGGACAGCUAUUGCAGGUGCAUUUGCCGACCCACUGGUGGAUGCUGUCGACAAUUUUUCUGCCGCAACGAGCAUCCCCACCUUCUUCAUCUCGUUCAUUGCUCUGCCUCUGGCCACCAAUUCCAGCGAAGCAGUUUCAGCUAUCAUAUUUGCCACCCGCAAGAAGUUCAGAACUGCCUCUUUGACAUUCUCCGAGUUGUAUGGGGCUGUGACCAUGAACAACGUCCUCUGCCUGUCGGUGUUCCUCGCGAUCGUGUACAUCAGAGGAUUGGUUUGGGACUUCUCAUCCGAGGUGCUGGUCAUUCUCAUCGUGUGUCUCGUAAUGGGCGCCUUCGCCAGCUUCCGCACCACAUUCCCUCUUUGGACAGCUUCGAUCGCCUUCCUGCUCUACCCGUUCUCCCUGGCACUGGUCUAUGUUCUUGAUUACGUCUUUGGUUGGUCGUAGAGUCUCCGCUGGAGGCGAGAUGGAUCGCUGACUGGAAAGCUACAUCUAUGAGAGAUUUGAUUCUGCGUCUAGUGAGUUGGCUGUUCUUAUGUAAACUUGAAAAAGCUGGCGUUUAUGUGUCUUUGAGGUACAUUUAUGUUGUGACUUGGAUGAUAUAUGACACCCAUGUAGUCGCGUUUCGAAACGGGACUUGCAGUGGCGCCUCAAAUGAGAACAAAUAGUCAUAUGAUACGAUACGACAGAGCCGAACAGGCGAACACAGCCAGAUAACAAGUAGGAACUGAAGUGGGAAAGCCCAUCACACUCAGGAGGAAGAAAAUGGGCCGAAAGAGACAAAUUAUGCGGCCCAAGAAUGGCCCAUAGCUAGCUGAAGGUCUGGGCUGGCCCAUGCAAUGUGGUCGUGGGAGCCACCAUUUUAAAAGCCCUGCAUGCAUGCAUGUCGUGGGCACGUGCAUAGCUCUGGAACAUCUGCGACGGAUUUACAAUUUUCGUCGCAGAAUGUCAUAAUUUUUCAACAAAGGUCCACUAAUGGCUUUUGUGACGAAUAUGUAACUUUUGGAGACAAACUUUAUUGUCGCGAAACAUUAUCAUGACGAAUAUGGAAG
This is a messenger RNA of Linum tenue, 2760 nucleotides long. NCBI's taxonomy places the organism in Eukaryota, Viridiplantae, Streptophyta, Magnoliopsida, Malpighiales, Linaceae. The record is from the annotation of a GenBank genome assembly.